Phalaenopsis equestris is the source of this 699-nucleotide messenger RNA. RefSeq names its product senescence-associated protein 13-like. The coding region runs from base 114 to 617 and encodes 167 amino acids. Gene Ontology annotation, molecular function: oxidoreductase activity. The transcript is spliced from 4 exons. Lineage: Eukaryota; Viridiplantae; Streptophyta; Magnoliopsida; Asparagales; Orchidaceae. The record is from RefSeq and is a predicted model, not a curated record.
UGAGCCAAUCAGACACCCGUACCACUUUUUUCAGGUUGCAAAUAAAUACAUAUAACUUCAAACACUCAGCGGAUAUCAACCAGAAGCAGCUAAUCUCUGUUCACCAUUUAGACAUGGCGAAGAUUGAGUUUGAGAGCAGAUGGUCUCUUCAUGGAGCCACAGCUUUGGUCACCGGUGGCUCCAGAGGAAUCGGGCAAGCAAUAGUUGAAGAGUUGGCUAGACAUGGAGCAAAGGUGCACACAUGUGCUCGGAAUCAGCAAGAACUCGAUAAAUCUCUGCAGCACUGGCAAAGCUUGAAGCUUGAUGUCACGGCCUCUGUAUGUGAUAUUUCUUCAAGAGCAGAGAGAGAGAAACUAAUGGAGAAAGUUUCUUCUUUGUUCCACGGAAAACUCAACAUUCUCAUUAAUAAUACAGGGACGAGUUUAUAUAAGACUGCCGUCGAAAUUACUGAAGAAGAUUAUAGAUUUUUAAUGUCGACAAAUUUGGAAUCUGCUUUUCAUUUGAGCCAAUUGGCUCACCCACUUAUGAAGGCAUCCGGGAUCGGCAAUAUUGUAUUCAUUUCGUCCGCCGGAGGUUUAAUGGCAUUUCCAGUAUCAAGUGUUUAUGGAGCCACUUAAGGCGGAAUGAAUCAGCUGACGAGAAAUCUGGCUUUAGAGUGGGCAAAAGAUAAUAUUCGAGUCAACUGCAUUGCACCCGGAC